AUGGAGCCGGUGGCUGGCCCGGGCUGGAGUGGCAUUUGCCCGGCGACGGGGGGCGAGGGGGACACCGAUUCGGGUCAGGAGUCCUCCGCGGCCGGGAGAGCCCUGGGGGCACAGGGCAGCUGGUCGGGGGCGGCUGGCUGCAACUGGAUCACGAUUCACCCCACGUUCACAGAAAUGAUGUCACUUGAUGUAUCUGAUAGCACUCAAGUCUACUCUGCAUUUUUGGUGUACCUGGACCUCUUAGAAGGGAGGAACUGGCAUGAGGUGCAGCCUGUGGGAGUUGAAGAGCUGCAGCUGGUGUGUUUGCAUGCCCGUGCCAAGGAGCAGGAGGCGCUCCAGGUGAUGGUGCCGGUGCCUGCACACAUCCUGAUCAGCCAUGAGAGGUUAAGGGAAAUACUGAAGAAAGCCUCUCUCCCUGCAGAGGAUCCCGACACCCUGGUGUCAGUUACCUUGGCUAUAGUUGAGACAGACUCCACAAUAGUCUACUAUAAAAUGACUGAUGGCUUUGUAAUGCCAGAUCCUCCUGAUGAUACCGAAGAUGUGGAUAAUAAACAGUGGAGGAAGAAAAGAAAGAAACUUUUCAAAUGAUUGGGACAGAGAAAACAAAACGUUUCUUUAACUUCUGUGCUCAAGCCCAAACAAAUGUAGGAACUGAUCUGAGUAAGUGGUAUGCUAAAGUCUGCCUUGGCAUAUCAAGGAUGCGUUCAGGGAGAACAGAGGCUUGUGCAACUGCACUGUGAUGAAAUGCCAUUUGAGGUAUGAAGUUGGUCAUGCUUUGACAUAGAUCAGUCCUGGCUAAUAAAUACA
Messenger RNA from Pseudopodoces humilis (Tibetan ground-tit), 807 nucleotides. RefSeq names its product tRNA splicing endonuclease subunit 15 (gene TSEN15). Gene Ontology annotation, biological process: tRNA splicing, via endonucleolytic cleavage and ligation. NCBI's taxonomy places the organism in Eukaryota, Metazoa, Chordata, Aves, Passeriformes, Paridae. The record is from RefSeq and is a predicted model, not a curated record. Gene Ontology annotation, molecular function: nucleic acid binding.